Molecule: messenger RNA, 2824 nt
Organism: Dioscorea cayenensis subsp. rotundata (Guinea yam)
Lineage: Eukaryota; Viridiplantae; Streptophyta; Magnoliopsida; Dioscoreales; Dioscoreaceae
Product: pentatricopeptide repeat-containing protein At4g02750-like
Exons: 2
Coding region: 27-2333 (768 amino acids)
Biological process (GO): RNA modification
Molecular function (GO): RNA binding; protein binding
Source: RefSeq, a predicted model, not a curated record
UGUAUGGCUUCACUGUUUUGUUCACCAUGAGAUGCAGAACAACAAGAACAAAGGCCUUGUUCUCAUGGAAUCACUCAAGAUUUCAAUCAUUUAGUGUAUAUAAUUCACAAAGCACAAGCCGGAGUCUCACUUUGGUUAAUAGAUUGAUCAGUGAAUGCUCUAAAAAUGGUGACUUAGUAUGUGCACUGAAGCUGUUCGACGAAAUGCCUGAACGAGAUGUGGUCUCCUGGAAUAGUAUAAUGGCUGCCCUUGUGCGAGUUGGUUGCCAUGCGGAAGCAAUCAGAGUCUUCUCGGAGAUGCGCCGGAGUUGUUUGAAACCAAGUUCCACUUCUCUGUCCACUGUUCUGUUCUCAUGUGCUAAGCUGAGAGGGUUGUGGGAAGGCAAGCAGAUUCAUUGCCUCUCGGUAAAAAUGUGUUCUUUCACCAAUGUGUUUGUGGGUACUUCAUUGAUUACAAUGUAUUCAAAAUCUGGUGUGUUUGAUUGUCUGGUUCAUGUUUUUGAUGGUAUAGAUUAUCCGAAUAUGGUGUCUUGGAAUGCAUUGCUCUCAGGCUUUGUUUUAAACAGGAGGCUGAGCAGUGCUCGUGAGGUUUUUGAGAGAAUGCCGAACAGAAAUGUAGUCUCUUGGACUGCAAUGGUUAGUGGUUAUAUUGAGGUUAAGAAAGUUGGGAAUGCGUUUGAGAUGUUCAAAUUGAUGCCAUUUAAGAAUUCUGUGUCCUGGUCUGUGAUGAUAGGAGGUUUUGUUUCCGAUGAUCGAUUCAAAGAAGCAAUUCAGCUUCACACUGAAAUGAUGAAUUCUGGAGUAAGACCCACCGUGGAAAGUGUUGUAAAGGUAAUUGGAGCUUGUUCUGGAUUUGGAAAUCCCAAACAAGGAAGAAAAAUUCAUUGCCAAGUGAUAAAAUUGGGAUUUGUUGCUAAUCAAAUUGUCGAGGCUUCACUCGUAUCGAUGUACUGUGAUUGCUUAGAAAUUGAAAAGGCGAAGCUAGAAUUUAGCAAGAUGGAGUUCAAGUUUAGAGGAUCGUGGAACUCACUGAUAUGCGGUUAUAUUGAUAAUAACAAGAUUGAUGAAGCUCGGAAACUGUUUGAUUGCAUGAAUGAGAGAGACCAUGUCUCGUGGAAUUCAAUGGUUUGUGGUUAUGCAAGAGUUGAUAGAAUUGAUGAUGCUCUUGAUUUGUUCUCUAAAAUGCCUGAACCUACAAUUGAGGCAAUUACUGCUUUGAUGUCGGGUUACAUAAAGAAUGGCCAGAUAGAGAAUGCGCAGAAACUGUUCGAUUUGAUCCCUCAACUAGAUGUAGAUGUCAUUGCAAACACAACUCUGAUACAUGGUUAUAUGGAGAAAGGAAUGCUAGAUAAAGCAUGGGAACAUUUCAACAAGAUGCGCGAACAGAAUGUUGUUACCGUUAACGUUAUGAUAUCUGGUUUGUUGCAACAUGGAAAGGUUGCUGAAGCUUAUUCACUAUUCAACAAAUCUCCUCAGAAGGAUGAUGUAUCCUGGAAUGUUUUAGUGAUUGGUUUUGUGGAGCAUGGACUCUAUGUUGAGGCCUUUCAACUAUAUCGGGAGAUGAUAUUGUCGGCAAUGUUUCCAACCGAACCGAUAAUAACAAGUCUGCUCAGAGCAUCUGCAAAGUUAUCGUUGCUUACGGCAAGCCAAGAAAUCCAUGUUGUGGCUAUCAAACUUGGGCAUGAUACGAGCAUUGUGGUUGGUAAUUUGUUAAUUGAUGCAUAUGGUAAAUGCGGUGAAAUAUCAAUGGCGAAAUCUAUCUUUAGCGAGAUGGAUGAGUGUGACACAGUGACAUGGAAUGUUAUGAUUUAUAGCUUCGCAUGCAACGGCUAUGGCAAGAAUGCUAUUGAGUUGUUUGAGAAGAUGAGAUGCUCUAACAGUAAGCCUGAUGAUGUUACAUUUCUAUGUUUGUUGUCUGCUUGUACUCAUGAUGGUCUUUCGAGAGAGGCUGAACAUUACUUCAAUUCUAUGAAAUGUGAUUUUGGGAUUGCACCAAGAUUAAACCAUUAUGCAUGUCUGAUUGAUCUUUUAUGCCGAAUGGGUAUGGUUGAAAAGGCAGAAAAAAUAAUUGAAACAAUGCCCUUUGCAGCUGAUUCAGUGAUAUGGACUUCUCUGCUUAGUGGGAGCAGAGUAAAUUGUAAUGUCGAUGUAGCUGAAGUUGCGGCUACUAAGCUAUUUGCAGAGGAUCCAACUGAUCGAAUGCCGUGUUUUCAUCUAAUGAGCAUUUAUGGAUCAGCUGGUAGAUGGGAUAAUGUAGAGAAUGUGAGAAAUCGUAUAAGUAGAUUUCGCUCGACCAAGCAAUCUGGAUGUAGUUGGAUUGAAACUUUGAGCUAGGCGUUCACCAACAAAUGUGUGAGAUCAUUGUCUUUACAAAUUAUUGAAAUUUGUAUGAUAAUUUAUUCAUAUACAUCAGGAACGAGAACAGGCGUUCAACUCAUUCUAAGGAAAUCGUAGAUUGAGAAGAUUGGGGAGGUCCCUUUACCAGGUGAAAGGAUUGAAUUUUCUUUAUGAUUGUGUGUCAUGCACUAUAUAUAUAUAUAUAUAUAUAUGUGCUUUAUAUCCUACAUGCUUAGUUUAUACAUUUUCUUGGUUAAUACACUUCGGGGUGGGGUGGCCCAAAUGGUGCAUGAUAUCAUUGAUAUGUCAAACUUGCACAGCACCCUACUAAUGCAUACUAUAUCAAAUUUAUCCUUUAAUCUGCAUGAGAAGGUUUAGACACUCAAAUUCCAUGCAUUCAUUCAAGUUCAUAAAUUAUACAGUGAUUUGACAUGAUGGAAACGGUUUAAAUUUUCCUCACUCAAUAAUAUUGGUAUAAUAGUUUUCUU